UAUACAGAUUCUGCACAACUUGAUGAAACCAUAAAUCUUUAACAUGAGUUAUCACUGCUACUCAACCAAACAGAUAACUGUCUUGCUAAUGGUAAUAUUACACAUUGCACCACCAACAGCAGCCUUUGGAUAUGCAAAGUGUAUUCUAACCUAUGAGAACACAAGAUAUGCCAACUGUAUAGAAAAGGGGAUUGUGAAUUUAGGAGAAGCCGUUCGAUAUCUUCCUGGUACAACACUGUGGUUAAAUGUUUCCCAUAAUGACAUUGUCAUAGUGAAAGACGGAGCUUUCUCUCACAUGCCAAAUCUCAUAGAACUUAAAUUAAGUGGAAAUAAAAUCUGCACAAUUCAAUCUGGGGCUUUCUACAACCUGAGCAAUCUUCAAAUUCUGGACCUCGGUCAUAAUUCAAUACAGUCUUUGGACAAAUUGGACAUGAAUAAUCUGACAAACCUGAGAACUCUUAGCAUUGCCAGUAACAAAUUAAGCACAAUACAAAGCAUGACAUUAAACCAUCUAAAUGCUCUACAAGAACUUGAUCUGUCUCUUAAUCACAUUUCACAUUUUAGACUUGUGGCUGAAGCAAUUCAAGAUUUAGGUGAACUAUCCAAACUUAACCUGAGCUAUAAUUUUAUAUCUGAAUUACAAAAUAAACAAGGUUUGAUGGUUUUUCCCUCCUUGAAUUGUUUAGACCUGAGCUAUAACUCAAUUUCUAUUUUAGAUUUUAGCAAUCUCUAUAUGGCCAAUCUAACAAAUCUCAGAGUGAUGAAUAACAACAUGGCUGCUGUAAAUGUUAGCUCUUUUUCUUAUGUACCUAAUCUAGAACAGAUCACCUUUGAUGAAAACCCAUUAAAUAUUUCCUUCAUUUUGGGAAUUAAGUUACCAAAAUUGACAGAACUUCACUGGUCCAGCAUGAAACCUGCACUCAACGAUCAGCUGUCCACUGCUUGUCAGGUUUUCCAGACUUUACCAAACUUACAGAUGUUGGACAUCAAACAUUCCAAGGUUGCAAACUCUAAGCUACAGGAAAUAGGGAAGUGCACUAACCUAACUCAGCUCAUUCUUUCCACGACUUCCAUAGGGAAACUGAAUAACAUGGAUCUUCAGUCUUUCAAGUACCUUGAAAUCCUAUAUCUUGACAAGUGUAAAAUAUCGGCAAUUCAUGGAACUGCAUGGGCUGGUCUUGAAGCUCUUCAUACAUUGAUCCUAGAGAGAAACAGGCUAUCAAACUUAGAAAAUCAUUUGUUUAGUCCAUUAAUAAGCUUGCGGUACUUGGACCUAUCAAAAAACUAUUUGACCCACAUCAACCCAAAUGCAUUUACAGGCUUACGAAAAUUAAGCCACCUUAUCCUGAGAAGUUGUACAAUAGUAGCUAUUGUAGAAAGCACUUUUAUUAAUUUAAGGAACCUGAGGUUCUUGGAUCUCCAAGGCAAUAGCAUUUCAUUGGUUAAGAGCAGCUCUUUUCACAAAUUGACUAAACUUGAAACACUUUUAUUGUCAGAAAACAAAAUUAAUGCAAUACAAACAUAUGGUCUGAAAGGCCUAAUAUCACUGAAGAGACUUUCUGUAGCAGCUAACAAUAUUUAUAAAAUUUCUAAUAAUACAUUUAAAUGGUUGAGAACACUCACAAAUUUGAACAUAAGUAGAAACCAGUUGUCAUUCAAUGAAGAUGACUCUCGGAGCCCUUUUAAAAUGCUUGCGCUGUUAGAAACUUUGGAUAUAAGCUACCAGACAUAUCGUUAUAAGGAUAAAGUUUCACAAACACUAUUUCAAGGUCUGCAAUCCCUUAAAAAACUGUAUAUUCAAGGUAUUUCAUCCUUCUUUUUUAAAAAUGUGUCUUUUUCCUUUUUGACAAAUUUGACAGAAUUGGAUAUGUCUGAAACCAACCAGGGAUCAGAUUUAAUUUCCACAGUAGAAUUAAUUACAAAAUGUAAUCAAGUAAGACAUCUUGCACUCGAUAACAAUGGAAUCAGGGAUCUUCCAGAAAAUAUAUUUGAUCAUUUCACCUCGCUGGAAUACUUAUCGAUGAAGCAGAACAAAUUAAGGAAUAUUAGCAAGAACUUAUUGAAGCCACUGUCCAACUUAAGAUAUUUUGAUGUGUAUAUGAAUCCCCUCUCUUGUUAUUGCGAAAAUUAUUGGUUCCAGAAUUGGUCUGUGUUUAACACUCAGGUACAGGUACCCUUUCUACAAUCAUACAGUUGUUUUGACCGAGCAGCACAGGACAUUAAUUUCGUCAGCCAAGAUCUCAGCUAUUGUGGGACGGACAUCUCUGUGUUUUUCUUCAUUGGAACAUUUGUUUUAACUUUACUGUUCCUAGUAGGGAGUCUUGUGAUGGUUAAGCUUAAGUGGUCCAUACUUUACUUCUACUACAUGUUACGAGUAUGGUUUCAGUGGAAGCUACAGAAGGAGGACAGAAUUUACAAAUAUGAUGCAUAUAUCUCUUACUGCUCAGAUGAUGAAGACUGGGUCAUAAAAGAACUAUUAUUACAUUUGGAAGGCCAAGGCCAACGCAAGUUUAAACUUUGCUUCAAGCCUAGAGACUUCAUGCCUGGACACUACCAUAUUGAUAACAUCCAGGAUGCCAUUAACAAUAGUCGUAAGACCUUGUGUGUGGUCAGUAGAAAUUAUCUGGAAAGCCAAUGGUGUAGGAUAGAGAUUGAAAUGGCGUGUUCUAGAGUCUUCUACCAGCGGGAGGAUGUUCUCCUAGUGGUGUUUUUGGAAGAAAUCCCAGAUUUCAGACUUUCUGCCUACCACAAGUUAAGGAAGCUGAUAAAGCAGAAUACAUACAUUAACUGGCCUGAGGACCCUCGGGGCGAUGAAUUCUUCUGGUUCAAGCUUCGGAAAGCAUUAGAUGUUGACAUAUAUGAAGAGGAAAAGCUACAGCUUUCUGUGACUAAGUGACAAUAUGAUCGCUGUGAUUCUGAAUUCCCCAAUGCAGUAGUUUUACAGAGCUGUAUAUAAUGUUAUAUAAUGUUUACUAAAAAUGAGUUUCAAUUUGAACACCAUACUCCAGACACAAUACUACACAAAACAUACAUUCUGCACACAUACACACACUCCUCUAAAUUGGCCACACACUAGUCAAUAUUGUGCAUGAUUUGCACUAUUUCAACACAUCGUAACGACAAAUCGUGCAAUGUCAACGAACGAUAACGAUGUAGAUGCGUGGUCCUGCGGGUUGUAUGUCGUACCCUCAGAUCUUCCCUACAUGCAGUAAGAUCUGGCAAUCUCAUUAAUGACAGCAUACUCCUGGAUGUGGCCACUGACGAUAUCUUUUGUUAGAUUGCACAGUGUGUAGAUACCAUAUUGUUUGUCCAGGAGUGUCGGGGAGCUGCCGGGGAGUUCAAGGGAAAUCGCUGAUGACAUUGCAUACUGUAGUUUGCGAGUCAUCUAGUGUGGCCAGCUUUACACUUCUGACUUUGGGGGUUCUUCAGAGUUGUUA
Molecule: messenger RNA, 3437 nt
Organism: Pseudophryne corroboree (corroboree frog)
Lineage: Eukaryota; Metazoa; Chordata; Amphibia; Anura; Myobatrachidae
Product: toll-like receptor 13
Exons: 2
Coding region: 44-2896 (950 amino acids)
Biological process (GO): inflammatory response; toll-like receptor signaling pathway; immune response
Cellular component (GO): plasma membrane
Molecular function (GO): transmembrane signaling receptor activity; protein binding
Source: RefSeq, a predicted model, not a curated record